CCGCUACCAAACGUCACCUUCUUUCCACCUUCCCUCCCCACGCCGACGCCGCCGACGCCCCUCCUCCGCUCCGGCAUACAUAUACCCGCGGCCUCGCCGUCCCCAUUCCCUCCCUCCCUCCCCAAUCCUCCACCCCGCGCAGCGCCAUCUUCUCCGCUCCCCCAGCGCAGGCCAACUAAUCUUUCUGAUCGCCCGGCCGGUCGAAAUGGGCCACGAGGGCACCAAGUACGGCGACGACGGCCGCCCCACCUGCGACUGCCUCCUCUUCGACCUCGAUGACACGCUCUACCCGGUGGGAUCAGGCAUCGGCCUCGACGUCAUGAAGAACAUCCAAGAAUACAUGGUUGAGAAGCUCGGCAUUGACAAGAGCGUCAGCCACGAGCUCUGCAUCCUGCUCUACAAGCAGUACGGAACCACCAUGGCUGGGCUGCGGGCUGUCGGGUACCAAUUCGACUACGAUGAUUUCCACGGCUUUGUUCAUGGUAGGCUGGCCUAUGAGAAGCUCAAGCCUGACCCUUUACUCAGGAACAUCCUCCUGAGCUUACCAAUCCGCAAACUCGUGUUCACGAAUGGUGACAGGCUCCAUGCUUCGAGGGCCAUGAAGAGGCUUGGGAUCGAGGACUGCUUUGAGGGAGUUCUGUGCUUUGAGACAUUGAACCCGCCAUCGCCCACUCCUGCGCCAGCCAACAAAGUUGAGAUCUUCGAUAUAAUGAAGCACCUGGCUCAUCCAGAGCCUGGGGUUGAGCUGCCAAGGUCGCCAAUCCUGUGCAAACCAAAUAUAGAUGCAAUGCUGCAUGCCCUCAAGCUUGCCGACAUCAAUCCUCAGACUACUAUAUUUUUCGAUGAUAGUGUCAGGAACAUCCAGGCAGGGAAGCAAAUCGGAAUGCACACUGUCCUGGUUGGAACUUCUGAAAGGAUUAAAGGUGCUGACCAUGCCUUGGAGAGCCUUCACAACAUGAAGGAAGCGUUUCCGGAACUGUGGGUUGAGGCUGUGAAGGAUGAGGACGUCAGGAAGUCAAGCAAAGUUGGAAUCGAGACAUCGGUGAUCGCGUAAAAUCGUCAUGAACUGACUCAUGGUUUUGGGCGAAUGGGCACAUGAGACGACCAGAGGCAAUCUUAAUUAUGCAGUAUCUGUUUGUCUGACAGUAGAUGUACUGAUUAGAACAAGAGAAAAUUGCUGUAAUCGUUAAGGGAACUGAUGCCACUUUCGUUAUGUUUGUCCCCUAUAAUAAGAAAUAAAUGUUGUGAACCUCGCUGUAACUCCGUUCACGGGGCAAUAGACCUUCUAUGCUAGUACUAUUUGACAUUA
Molecule: messenger RNA, 1309 nt
Organism: Aegilops tauschii subsp. strangulata
Lineage: Eukaryota; Viridiplantae; Streptophyta; Magnoliopsida; Poales; Poaceae
Product: suppressor of disruption of TFIIS
Source: RefSeq, a predicted model, not a curated record